AUGUUAGCAAUUGUUGGAUAUUGGCAUAUGAACGGUGCAGGCGUACAGCUUCGCAGAGGACCUGCCGAAGGAACCGUUAGUUUCACCGAUGAGUCGUUGUCAUCAGCGCUUAGGGAGCCGCAGCCGCCGGCACCAGAGGAUUCCGAUAACGACUUCGAUGACGCCGAAGUAGAAAGCGCCCAGGUGCUAGAAAUUCCUAAAAAGGACGCGGCCGUGAAAGCGGAGUCUGUCGAGGCGCCGCGCGCCGAGCCCGUGCAGGCUGAGAAACCUACUGUGGACAAGUCAGACGGCGAUCUCAGCCUCUCAGACGUUAGUGACUUGGAUGACCAGGAGCCGGAGACGAAGGACCUGGUCAUCGGGGUUUUAGACAAGAUAACAAGGCCCAAUCGCAAGAAAACCGGGGGACACAUUUGGAAGCUGAAGCUAGGGUAUGGUGUAUUGCAGCCGCAGCGUCACAAACAACAGCAGUAUAAGAUGCCGCUGGUGCCCAUACCGAAUCCGCGCGUGUUCUUCGACAUAUCUAUCGGCGGCAGAAAUGCCGGACGCAUGAUUUUCGAGCUGUUUAUGGACAAGUUGCCGUACACAUGCGAGAACUUCCGAGCGCUCUGUACGGGGGAGACUGGUCUGGGGUACUACCUGCGGCCUAGGUGGUACAAGGAUACGCCAAUACAUCGGAUAACGACGGGAUUCAUGUGCCAGGGAGGCAACUUCAACACCGGAAAUUCAUACGGUGGCGAAUCUAUAUACGGCCAGUAUAUGAGAGAUGAGUCGUACGCUUACCAGCACUCCAAGCGUGGUGUGCUGGGAAUGGCAAAGACAAGGCACAAACAUUCCAAUGGAUCGCAAUUCUAUAUCACAUUCAGGCCCUGCUCGCAUCUCGACAACAAAAUGGUGGUGUUUGGACAUCUAGAAUACGGCGAAGAUGUCCUGGACGCAAUCGAAGGGCAGGGUUCCAUGUUGGGGCGCCCAAAGAGGCCAGUGAGCAUUUUCAACUGGACAGGGAAAAACCUAUCUUCUGCCAACAGCAGUGGGACCUCGAACAGUCGUCUAAACGCGUCAUGCCUGACGAAGCGUAUAAGCGCGCUCAUUACAACUUCUAGUGAGAACAGCCGCGUCAACUAG
Molecule: messenger RNA, 1122 nt
Organism: Babesia ovata
Lineage: Eukaryota; Apicomplexa; Aconoidasida; Piroplasmida; Babesiidae
Product: peptidylprolyl isomerase
Exons: 9
Coding region: 1-1122 (373 amino acids)
Biological process (GO): protein peptidyl-prolyl isomerization
Molecular function (GO): peptidyl-prolyl cis-trans isomerase activity
Source: RefSeq, a predicted model, not a curated record